This is a messenger RNA of Zootoca vivipara (common lizard), 5416 nucleotides long. RefSeq names its product tectonin beta-propeller repeat containing 2 (gene TECPR2). The record is from RefSeq and is a predicted model, not a curated record. NCBI's taxonomy places the organism in Eukaryota, Metazoa, Chordata, Lepidosauria, Squamata, Lacertidae. Gene Ontology annotation, molecular function: protein binding.
AGCUUCGCCGCCCAGCGCUGGAGACCCAGCGCCGCUGGGCCUGGGGGCGACGCGGGAGCUCAGGCCCCGGCCGCAGCCCCUGCUGCUGAGGAGGAAAGCACACAUCAUUUCCCAAAUUUAUUAUCUGCAACAAAGAUGUAUCCUGCCUUAGGGUAGCGGACUGAAUGUGGUGAACUGGCUGCUUAAAGCCAUAGGAUUCUUCGAUGGAAGACUAGCAGACCUCUAGGUACCACAUGCAGAUGUUUGCCAUGGCAUCCACGACUCCAUCGUUUACCUUCAAGGAGUUCUGUCCCUUGUACUAUCUCCUCAAUGCCAUUCCUACAAAGAUCCAAAAGGGAUUCCGUUCCAUUGUGGUUUACCUCACUGCACUUGACACGAAUGAGGACUACAUUGCUGUGGGCAGCAGUAUUGGAAUGUUGUAUUUAUACUGCAGGCGCUUGAACCAGAUGAAAAAGUACAAUUUUGAGGGGAAAAAUGAGUCUAUCACUGUCGUGAAAGUCUUGAGCUGCUUUGAUGAUCUUGUUGCUGUUGGGACAGCUUCAGGCAAGAUUGCCAUUUUUCAGCUUGUCUCGUCCUUGCCAGGGAGAAACAAACAGCUUCGGAGGUUUAACGUGUCUGGGAUCCACAAAAGUAGCAUCACAGCCUUGGCGUGGAGUCCCAAUGGAAUGAAAUUGUUCUCUGGAGAUGACAAAGGGAAAAUUGUGUAUUCUGCUUUGGAUCUGGAUCAGGGUCGUUGCAACUCCAGUUUGGUACUGGAAGAGCCUUCUUCAGUAGUGCAGCUGGACUAUAGCCAGAAAGUGUUGCUGGUCUCCACAUUACAGCGAAGUCUGCUUUUUUACACUGAAGAAAAAUCUGUCAAGCAAGUUGGAAGCCAACCCAGAAAAAAUACUGGCAAACUUGGAGCAUGUUUUGUACCCGGGCUGUGCAAGCAGAGCGACCUGACCCUGUUUGCUGCAAGGCCAGGGAUCCGCCUUUGGAAAUCAGAUGUUCAUGGGACUGUUCAGGCCACGUUUAUUUUGAAAGAUGUAUUUCCUGUUGGAAUGAAACCUUUUGAAUUAUAUCCCCGACUGGAACCCUUAAGCAACAGUAGCUGCAAUUUCCCAGACAGGCAACUUGGACUCAUUUCCUGCUUCUUCCAGGAAGGAUGGGUGCUGAGCUGGAAUGAAUAUAGCAUCUAUUUAAUAGAUACAGUAAACCAGACCCUGAUUGGGAGUUUGGAAGGAUCUGGCGAUAUUGUGUCUGUAUCCUGCACAGAAACUGAGAUUUUUCUCUUAAAGGGAGACAGAGAUAUCAUUAGGAUCUCAAGCAGACCAGAAGGAUUGGUCUCAAUAGAUAGGAAUGGAAGGUCGAUGAGCCCGCUAUCCGAUACGAGCCCCAAGUUGCAGAGCCCGUACUCUGUUGCUGCGGCGUCUGUUUUGUCCGAACCUUCUCCAGAAGCGAGCCAAACGCGGGGCAGCUUCCCUUCGUCCCAAACGCCUGGCGGCAGGAAUGACUCUGUCGCCAGAGCAGACCUGGAAGUGGCGCUGCUAACGGAGAGGAUCCGUUCCCAGAGCUUCAAUGGGUUCGGGGACUUGAGCAGCGACCCGAGAAGGCGGGGCUACUCAGUGGCCAGUGAGCCCAGAAGCAGAAGCACCUCAGUCAGUUCCGUGGGCAGCGGCUGCAGCUUCGGGACCAGUGGAGAACAGGCCUCGGUCCAAGUCCAUAAAGAAGGUCUGCUUUCUUCGCAGCGGUUCAGUGUGAUCAGCUCCGAAGACUUCAACCAGGAGCUGGUCGUCAAGCCGAUGAAAGUGAAGAAGAAGAAAAAGAAAAGACCUGAAAACUCGAGAUACCUCAGCUCUCUGGAAAGCACACCGUCCUGUGAACAUCGAGACUUUGUUGACAGCUCUCAGUCUGUCAAUGUGGACUCUUUCUCCAUUGAAUCUAGCCUCAUGGGCAGUUCUGAAGACCAGGAAAGCAUAUUCUGUGUCGAAUCCCAAAAUGUGCCACAGGAGGAAAACGGCUCUGAAACAUUCAGCGUCCUUCAGUCCCCGGAGUCGAUAGCUGCUCUGACACCAGAGGACGACGAUGCGGCAGAAGUCCUGAAAUGUUCCAACGGCGAGAGCGAAGUAGGCACAUCUCCUGCUAGGAGCUCCUUGGCUUCCGGUUCCCCCUUGCUUCUCGCAGAAGAUAAAGCGGCUAGCGAUGGCGCUGAAUGUCAUUGGAGCUGUAUGUCUGAACAAAACGAAAUCGUCUCAAAACCACCAGCCCAGGAUGAAGAGUGUUGUUCUAUCCUGCAUAAAACAGAAGGCACUUUAGCAAAGUUAGUUGCUUUUGAUUCUCUGGAAGAGACAAACCCCGAGAAAGGGAUGUCUGGAGAUGUGAAAGCCAGCCUUAGUGCUGAGGACUCAUUUGGCCAGGAGGUGGGAGUUGAGACCCACACAGAACAGAAGAAGCAGCUACCUCUAACGGACCCAGUCCCCGCCAGUCCCCUUCCUGCCCCUUUUGAAGAGGAGAGCGGUCUUCAAGAGAGUGCGUUACCCGGGCAAGAUUUCAGGGAGCCACGGACGGCUAACCCCAACACUAGCGCUUCCAGUGAAUGGAUAAGCAACGCCUCCGAUGCCACAGCUGAGAGAUCUGCAUCGAGUGAUGAAGAGGAUAUCUACAGGCACGGCUUGCCUUACUCUUCCUCUGAGACGAGUGUGACAGAAAUGGGGGGCUGCCUCCCGCCCCAGGAAAAAGUCAGAACCAGCUUAGAUGAAGGAGCGCUUUUAAAGUCGGAUCAGUUUGCAGAAAGCUGGAUGGGCUACGCAGGUCCUGGCUAUGGAAUACUGAGCCUGGUUGUCUCUGAAAAGUACAUUUGGUGCCUGGACUACAAAGGCGGUCUGUAUUGCAGUGCUUUACCUAGUGCUGGUCUGCGCUGGCAGAAGUUUGAAGAUAAUGUCCAGCAGGUGGCAGUCUCUCCUUCAGGGACUCUUCUCUGGAAGGUCGAGCACAAAACCAAUAAAGCCUUUGCCUGUGGAAAAGUGACUAUUAAAGGGAAACGUCACUGGUACGAAGCUUUGCCUGAGACAGCGUUUGUAUCUUUGAGUGAUGACACAGCCUGGAUUAUCCGAACAAACGGCGAUCUGUACCUGCAAACAGGCCUGAGUGUGGAUCGUCCCUGUGCCAGAGCAGUAAAAGUGGACUGUCCCUAUCCGCUCUCGCAGGUUACAGCCAGAAAUAACGUUGUCUGGGCAUUAACUGAGCACCGUGCGCUUAUGUACCGCGAGGGGGUAAGCAGCUUCUGCCCUGAAGGGGAGCAGUGGAAAUGCGAUGUCAUCAGUGAGAUGCAAGCUCUAGAGCCGGUGUGUGUGACUCUUGGAGACCAGCAGACCAUAUGGGUUUUAGACAUCCAUGGCAAUCUGUGGUUCAGAACGGGCGUUGUUUCAAAGAAACCACAAGGGGAUGAUAACCACUGGUGGCAAGUAAGCAUUACGGAUUACGUAGUGUUUGACCAGAGCAGCCUUUUCCAGACCAUCAUCCAGGCAACCCAGACAGUGGCCACAGCAGCUCAGGCCCCCGUCGAGAAGGUGGCAGACAAACUCCGCACGGCUUUCUGGCCACAACCGCUUCAGUGUCAGCCGAGUCUUCUCGCCGUCAGCAGCGGUGGCGUCUGGAUCUCGUCGGGGAAGAACGAGUUUCACGUAGCGAAGGGAAACCUUGUAGGUACUUAUUGGAAUAACGUCGUGCCUCGCGGCACUGCUUCGGCCACAAAAUGGGCGUUUGCAUUGGCUUCCGCAGCUCCAGCAAAAGAAGGGAGUUUCCUGUGGUUGUGCCAAAGCAGCAAGGAUCUCUUUUGCGUCAGCGACCAAAACCCGCAGUUUCAUCCUUCGACUGUUCAGCUACCCCCUGAUGACGAAAUAGAAUACUAUUCAGCCUGCCAGGAUGCCAUAUGGAGCCUGGACCACCUGGGACGGGUCUUCAUAAGGACACUCUCGCCAAAUUGCCCCACUGGGAUGCACUGGACCAGACUGGACCUUGCUCAGUUAGGUGCUGUGAAGCUUAAAAGUUUGGCAUGCGGCAAACAGCACAUCUGGGCCUGUGACAGCGGUGGUGGAAUCUACUUCCGGGUCGGGACCCAGCCGCUGAACCCAAGUUUGAUGCUGCCUGCAUGGAUCAUGAUUGAGCCACCAAUCCAGCCAGUUGGAGUCAACUUGGUUAGUGUGUUCUCAAGUCCCAACGACCAGAGCCUGUGGGCGAUCGACAACAAAUGGAACGUCCAUGUUCGCACGGGGAUUACAGAGGAGAUGCCUGUAGGCACAGAUUGGGAACAGGUUCCAGGGCUUCAGGCAUGCCAGCUGACGAUAAGUACAAGGACUGUUUGGGCACGUUGUCCGAAUGGCGACAUAGCACGUCGGUACGGCAUCACGGAUAAAAACCCCGCAGGAGAUUACUGGAAGAAGAUUCCAGGGAAUGUUUCUUGUUUGACAGCUACUCCUCUAGAUGAACUGUGGGCCGUUGGUCCUUCGGGCUGCCUCCUCCAGCGCCUCACAAAGACCUUCCGCCAUUCCCACACGUUGCAGAAACACAGCGACGCUUCCAUGUCCUUUCACUCAGAUGAAGACGAAUGGGAGGUAAUAUGAGGCCCCCAAGGACCUGGAGCGCUAUAACAGCAUGGACACGCACGUGGGAGUGUUGGGCCAGCGUCUGACAACAAUCAGCACUUUGAUAUAUAAAACACUGACUUUGUCCAAUAUCCCCCCAAACUGUGUCGUGAGGUUGUCUUGUUUCUGUAUCUCUUGGGCGAGGUGGGCAACUUGGCUUUAAGAAGUCUUUACCGUAGCUGUACCGUUUAAAAAUACUUAUCGAUUUAACCUCGUUAGCAGCAAAACAAAUGUUGCUCUAGCAUGCAAAUUAAUAUCUGUGCGACAUCGGGGAGGAAGUCUGUGACAUAGGCUGAACAGCAGAAAUGCAUUUUUUAAUGUCCUUGCACUUUUACACCGCGUAGGGGGAAAUGGGUGCAAGGUGGAAGACGGUUACUUUUCAGAACGAGAUAACCCUUCUCAGUAGAAAGUCAACGCGGCAAGGCAAGGCACAGUUUGGCAAUUGAGGCGAAAACCUCUUGGGACCAUUUUCCUCGUAGCUUCCAGGGUUCCUCUGAACCUUUGCUCUGCAGUUACUAAUUUCAAACCUUGCUGAAAAGUUGGGGUUCCUCCAAGAAUUUGUGCAGGCAUUGGCUCCUCGUAUGCCUAAAACCGGGACACUAAUGGCUUUUGUUUCAUAGAUACCCAUGAGAGGAUUAGGCAGAACAUUGAAAGUCAGGCUUGUAAUAUGAAGGGAGGGGCUGUGGGUGCCCAUUGAGAUCCAUGCUUGGCCUGACUGAACUGUAACCGGAGGAGACUCUGAAUUUCCACUUUUGUAUCACGAAACAAAACGAAAAUAAAGAAAUUGCAUCUCA